GAAGCAUUCAAGCUGCUUCCCCGAUGUCCUCAGAACUUCGACGACGGCGCAUACUUCCACCUGUCACUUUGGUCAAGCUGACCUGGCCGUCCUUCUAUUUCUAUGUCAUCGCUAGUCACAACUGCAAUUUCCACCAAUUCUUGCACAUAAAAGGGCCAACAUUUCUUCAGUAUGCAAAGACGCUCCUCAGCGCGCAUUGCCGGGAAGUCCUCCCAGGACUCCUCUGCUCCUCCUCAGCCAAAGCCAUCGCCCGCGACUAAUAAACGCAAGAAUGGAUCAAGCGGCACAUCCCCAACCGCAAAGCGUGGGAAGAAGGGUGCUGAGCCUGAACAGAAGACUAUAGAGGAGACUAUGCAGAAUGGCGGUGCCAACGAAGCUGAUCAGGAGGAACCUGUGCCGACCAACGCCGAGCAACAUACUAGUCAGGAUCCUGCUCCAGAGCCUGAAAAGGAGGAAGAGAAGCCCGCGGCUGAGGACGAACCAACCGACGCUAAGAAAGAAGAUGAGAAGCAAGAGGCUGAGCCACAGGCUGAAUCGGAUACUAAGAUGACCAAUGCGAGUGAAGAGCAACAAGAGGACAAAGAAGAACCAAAGAAAGAAGCAGAGCCCGAACCAGCGAUUGAGAAGCAAGAUGAAAAGCCUGCCGCGACGAACGGGGACGCCGUUGAGGCAGGCGCCCGUGAGGAUGAUGAUGUCGCAUCUAGUAUCCUCGAGAAGGGCAUCAUCUACUUCUUCUUCCGAGCCAGGGUCAAUGUGGAGGAUCCUCAAGAUGUCAAUGACAUUGCUCGAACAUACAUGGUAUUGCGACCCAUUCCUCUGGACGCGAAGAUCGGCGAUGGUCCCAUCGGUGAUCAGGGCAACUGCAGACUGUUGGCACUGCCUAAGAAAGUCCUUCCAGUCAGUGGCAAAGACAAAUUUCUUGCGUUUGUUGAGAAGGCCAAAACCAGCUUUGAUGACUUGAAAACAUCCUUCUUGCAGGGGUCCGAGUAUGAGACCAAGACGGCCGGAACCAGCCAUUCACCUCCAGUAACUCCCCUUGCCGAGGGAGUAUACGCAAUCACAUCUACUGGUCGCGAAUCACAUCUUGCCUAUAUCAUCAAUAUUCCAAGCGAGCUUGGAGAGGUGCAGAAAGACCUGGGCUUACAAGAACGCGGAAGCUUUGCGGCCAGCGUCAAAAAUCCAACAAAACCGUCUCCUAACAAUGCAAGCCUUCCCAAAGGCCCAGAGUACCCACAAGAAGUUCUCGACGAGUUCCGAAGUCUGCGCUGGAAGCCCUUGGAGCCAAAAUUGCUAGACUACGACAACGCGCAAUUCCUGUUGAUCGGCGAGUCUGCUGACAAGGCACUCGAGCAGCGGCCCAAGGAUGAGCGAGAAGGCAAUGCUCCUCCACAAGAAGAAAUGGAAAAGUUAGAGGACGAGGAUGAGAUCAGAAUCAAACAUUUGAAAGGAGAUGACUCUGUCUUUGUGGACCUUGGUAUCACAGCGAAAGACUUUCCCAAGGUGCCAUCGACAUGGUAAAUAUGAUUAUUUCCCGUGAGGCGGCUUGUGUACAUAUAUGUUUUUCAUUCGCUUGAUGUGUUCAGACGCCCGAUAAAUCGGUUCCCAAAAGUUUGCAGCUGUAUGUAGUAUGAUAUAAAAGUCGUGUACGAGGUGUAUGUUUGAUUCCUAUACCUCGGUCGAUUUCCAUAAGCCGCUCCAAUUCUGAGCAGUGUUCUCCAUUCAUCGAGAACCUCCACUCCACAGUUUGGGGUUCACAGUGGGGCUUGUUGAUGGUAUAUAAGAACACUAAGAGAUACCAGGACGGCCACUGUCCGGUCGACG
Messenger RNA from Exophiala viscosa, 1821 nucleotides. RefSeq lists its product as uncharacterized. The record is from RefSeq and is a predicted model, not a curated record. NCBI's taxonomy places the organism in Eukaryota, Fungi, Ascomycota, Eurotiomycetes, Chaetothyriales, Herpotrichiellaceae. The transcript has 3 exons. The coding region runs from base 172 to 1518 and encodes 448 amino acids.